Closterium sp. Yama58-4 is the source of this 1494-nucleotide messenger RNA. The record is from the annotation of a GenBank genome assembly. NCBI's taxonomy places the organism in Eukaryota, Viridiplantae, Streptophyta, Zygnematophyceae, Desmidiales, Closteriaceae.
AUGUCGUCCCGUCAAUUACCGCUCAUCAGCGCAUCCCACGAGCCGCGCAGGAGUCUCACGACCGCGGUGCCGUCGGCGCAAGGAGCCGAGGUGGUAACGAGUCGAGAAAACGACAGAAGCAGCCGACCGGAUGGAGCUACAAUGCGCGGUGCCAGCGGGGAAGGCGAAAGGGACGGGGAGGAGAGAGAAGGGCGGGAGCGUGAGGAUAGAAAUGAGUCGAGAGAGACUGUGGAAGGAGAAGAAGAAGGAGGGGAAGGAGAGGGUGCAUGUAACGAGGGUAGGGAGCACACGGGGAAGAGCGAGGGGGUGCUGAGAAUAGAAGGAGCCGCGGGGGAUGAUCUGAGGGCUAGGCGCAGGAAGAGACGAGCGGAGAAAAAGGCAAGCAGAGCAGAGUCAACUGAGUCAACGGAGUCAACCCCCAGGCGCGUGUCCGAGUGGCGCACGCGCCCGCUCGUCCCGCACGGCGCGUCCCAAUGGCCGCAGAUCCAAUCCCUGGCCGCCACGUCAGCAGGCGCCAGCCUGUCAAUCGACACGAUCUUCGCCGCCCUGGGCCUCCCGCCACUCGCGGACGGCCACCCGCUGCUGCCGGUGCGCGUUCGGCAGCACGUGAACCCCUUAAAGACGUCUCUAAUGGCGCCGCCGCUGCCCGUGGACUGGUCGGCAGUGUACGAGGAUCCGACACUACCUCUGGUGGUAGAUAUUGGGUCGGCGAGUGGGCGGCUGGUUUUGGCGCUUGCUGUGCGGGACUGGCGCUGGCGCGCACAGCAGCGAGGGGAGGAAGGGGAGGAGGGGGAGGACGGGGAUGGGCCACCGUCGCUGUCGUUCCUCCCCUCCCCACCACUGAACUUUCUCGGCUUUGAAAUUCGCGACAAGCUCGUGCAGCGCGCCGACACGUGGCGCCGCCAGCUGGCGCUGCGCAACGCGCACUUCGUCGUCGCCAACGCCACGUCAGCACUUGAAACCGUACUCGCAACCUACCCGGGACCGCUAGUAGCCGUUUCCAUUCUCUGCCCGGACCCGCAUUUCAAGAAUAAGCACCGGAAGAGGCGGGUGGUGCAGCGGGGGUUGGUGGAAGCGAUUGGGCGGGUGCUGGUGCCAGGUGGACACGUGUUUGUGGAGUCUGACGUGGAAGAGGUGGCUGCUGACAUGUACCAGCAGUUUGCGGGGUGUGGGAGGGGGGGAGAGGACGGGGGUGGUGUGAUUUUGGAGGGUGGGGAUGAGAGUGAGAGAGGUAAGAGCGGGAGGGAGGAGAGUGAGAGUGAGAGUGGGAGUGAGGGAGUGGUGGAGAGUGGAACUAACAGUGAACGUCUGCCAAGGUUUAUUCUGUGCGACCUUGUUGCAGCAGUAGGAAAGAGUGGGGAGGAUGAAGAGGGUAGUGUGCAGCAGGAGUUGGCAAGUGGGGAGAGGGCAGGGGAGGGGAGUGCAGAGUGUGGAGGGGAAUGCAGGGGAGGGAAUAAGAUGGCUGGGUUACAACCCCCUGGGGAUGCCGAGUGA